Nestor notabilis (Kea) is the source of this 2894-nucleotide messenger RNA. RefSeq names its product shugoshin-like 2. The transcript has 7 exons. NCBI's taxonomy places the organism in Eukaryota, Metazoa, Chordata, Aves, Psittaciformes, Psittacidae. The annotation marks the transcript as partial. The record is from RefSeq and is a predicted model, not a curated record. Gene Ontology annotation, cellular component: chromosome, centromeric region.
ACAACUCCUCCACUAUUAAAGUCUCCCUAAAGCACAACAACAAAGCACUGGCCCUGGCCCUCAAUGCAAUGAAAGCCAAUGCACAACGGCUCACCCAGGAGAAGACCAUCUUACAGAAGGAGGUAGAGCAGUGCCACUUCCAGAAUGCGAUGCUGCGGCACAAGCUCUCCUUCCUGGAUAAUGCCUUGAAAGAACUUGAGAACAUUAUGGCUGCAGUUAAGACAGCCCGGCUGUCUGAGUUCCAUACAAGUUCUGCACCUUCGUGGAAUGGCCAGAAGAGCAGCAUAACUGAAGAUAGCUGGGCCGAUGAUAUUGCAGAUGGUCAGCUUGUGAGGGCUACAGGGAUGCCAAUGAGGGUGCCCAUUUCCAAGUCGUGUGAUGGUAGCACUUCCACAGCAGUACAGACAUCCUCACUAGAUCUUCAGAGCCCUGCUUCUAAUGAGCCCCUGGAAGUUGUGCCUGUUGCCUCCAAAGACACUUUGCCACCACAGACUGCUGAGAAGCCUCAGUCGCCCCAGGAAGAGAAUGAGAAUAAGGUGACUGAAGUAAUGGAAGCACAAGAGGCUUUUCUUGGUUCUUGCAUCUUUGAAGAGGCCUUUUGCGCCACCAAACAAAAUCCCAACAGUUUGCCAGCACUUUCCUUGGAAAGUCAUUCUCUUUCACAUGAGGGUGAUGAGAUGGCAAAACAUUUGUUGGAUCGUCUCUCACAAGGGUACGUUACUCAGAGGAGAAAGUAUUACAGUUUGGUUACAACAAGCACUCCAUCUUCUGGUGUGGAUGUCUGCCCACCUGUCAGUUCCACUCAGGCAGCUGAAUGGUGUAUGAGAAAGGAAAGCAGCAGCUCCAGAAAGAGCAACACAGAACCACAGCUGAAAUCUCCCACCUCCCUGGUUUCACCUGCUCAAACCACUGUUACUCCUGAUAGAAAAUCUUUGGGCAAAGAGAUUUUCUGUGAUCAGCCACAGGGUAAAGGAACUGGGUGUGGGGUUGAAAUGGACCCCAAACAUAGCCGAGUCCCUGAGUUUGUUCCUGUGAAGGUUAAAACCAAAGGUAAUUGUAAAACUGGUGAGAAAAAAACUGGUAAAAAAGCAAGUAUGGGGAAAAAGAAAACAAAUGCAAUUAAAAAAAAGGGAGAAAGUAAUCCUGAUAGACCUCAAGGCGAAGAGCGUGUUCAAAAUACAGAGAAGCUUCAUCAGCCAAAAGUUGCAACAUGUCCUAGUGAGUCUGAAGAGAUGAGGCAGAAGUUUUGUGCAGAGGCUUUUGACAAGAACACAGGCUGUGGUGUGGAGCAACAUUCCAAAAAAACUGAUGAAGUCUUCCUUUCCAGAAGAACAUAUGUGGUGAAUCCAGCACAGCUGCACAGUCUUGAAAGUAGUGACUUACUGCAACAGGUUAAGAAGGAUGCUACUUUUGAGAUCCAGCAUAUGGAGAGCUUGUCAAAAAGCCCAGUUUGUACCUUCACAAGUCUUGAAGUUCCCCCAGAUGAUUCCAGUCUACAAAAUUCACUUUUCUUGAGGAAAGAGACCUCAAGUGCCUGUGUGUUGCAAGAGGACUCAAGUGUGAGCACAAAGAGCAUCAGACAGAAAAACAACAGAAAAACUAGAAUAAUUAGGCAAAAAGGUGACUUUGGGGAGGAGAAUCUGCCAAACAGUGUGAAAACACCAGAGGCCAAAGCUGAAGAACAGCCUAAAAGAAGCCAGACAAGCAGGAAGAAGACUGUCAGGAAAGGCAGUUGUCAUGAUCAGAGAAACGAAGUUGAUGUUUUUGGCCUAUGUAUAGAUGCUCAAGGAGUAGCUCAAGGAGUAGCUAAGGAGAGCACAAAGGAUUUACAAGGUAAUCUUAAACGCAGCAGGAAAACUUACAUUGUCAGUCCUUUGGAUCUUGCAGAAAACUUGGGUUGUGUCCAGACAGAUCUUGAAGACAGUGACAUUGUACCUCCCAGGUCUCUUCCUGGAAGGAAAGCUAGCAGAAUCCCCAGAGUUCAGAGGAUGGUAGCUGCUCAGAGCAAUAAAAAACAGACAGAGGGCCUUCAAGAAAUGGGGCAAGCUAAAGUUGACAACAAUGUGAGCACUUCAGAAAAAGAGUUCUAUCCCAAACCAAAGCCUCAGAGGGAGAAUACCACCUCUAGACCUCCGGAGACUGAUUCCCUGGCCAGACAAAGUGCCAAAGUGCUCACUGAAAGUUCAGCAGAACUUGCAUCCGAGCAAACUGUCCCAGCAAGGAAGUUUUCCUGCAUUACAGAUCUUCUGCCUGAUCCAGAUGCCUACCUGGAGGAACAGAUGACAAAUAAUCUUACAGACCUUUCACACAGUCUUAAAUCCUCCUGUGUGACCUAUUCUGCAGCUUCGCCUGUCAGCUCCUGGCUUACAGAUGCAUCAGUUUCCAAGAGCUUAAGUACCAAGGGCAACAGAAUGCCACAGAAAUCCUCUGUUUCACUGGAAAGCUCCCUGAUAUCUAAAGAAACGACUGUAGAGGAAAUAAUACCUGGGGAAAGAAGCCAGGUGGAGCCAAGAUCUCAGAGCUCACCUUCACAGGAAGCUGCGACUAGGCCACUGCAGGACUUGACCAAUGCCAGCGCUUUGCCUUCCUCUAUCUCGGAAGGAGUGUCAGGGCGCUCAUCCAAGCGGAAACGGGAGCCAGGCUGCUACAAAGAGCCAAAACUCAACAGCAAACUGAGGCAGGGUGACCCAUUUACAAAUACCGACUUCCUCCACAACCUUCCCAACAAAAAUAAAAAGAAAAAAACUGCGAAAGCCAAGGAAAUUACCAAGAAGAUAAAGGAAAAAGAACCGCUUCCUGAAGGAAGUGCCAAGGCAGCCAAGCUAAUAACAAUGGGAGGAGACAUGAAGCCAGAAGUAAAAUUUUGGUUGGACGGUCAGCCCCUAAGCUCCUAG